Molecule: messenger RNA, 3423 nt
Organism: Drosophila virilis
Lineage: Eukaryota; Metazoa; Arthropoda; Insecta; Diptera; Drosophilidae
Source: RefSeq, a predicted model, not a curated record
CACGCAUAACUAAAACAAGUUGAAGAAGCAGCAGCAACAGCAGCAGUAGCAGCAGAGAGAGAGCGCAUCCAAUUGGACUGUCAGACGGACGCGCACUUUCUGCUAAGGAAAUCACGUGGCUAAGAAAUAAAAAGAAAUAAGUUCAAGCAAAAGAAUUUUUGCAACCAAAAAGCUAAAACAAGUGCAACAAAAAGUGCUCAAAUUCAAGAUAAUAAAUAAUUAUAUUAAUCAAAAGCCUCCCGUAAACGAGUGAGGUGUGUGCGUGUGUGUGCAGCGCCUAUGUGCCAGUGUGUGUAAGUGCUUCUGUGUGUGUGUGUGUGUGUGCGUGCGUGCGUCUGCGUGUGUGUGCGUGUGUGACUGGGACUAGAGCCAAAGAGUCGUCACAACGUCGUCCGCAAAACCUACGACAUCAGCCGCUGCUGCUGCCGCCGCCGCCGCCUCCUCCUCCUCCUCCAAGAUAAAAACUCAACGCCAGACAUCCACGCAAGGUUCGCCACCGCCGCCAGCAGCAGCAGCAGCGGGAGCAGCAGCAGCGGGAGCAACUGCAGCAACAGCAACACGCAGCGGCGUACGCAGCGGCCACCGGCGUCGCAGUAGCAGCAGUAAUCCAAACGCCGGCAACACGAAAGCGACCAGCGGCAGCGGUGGAGCUGGCUGCGCCGGCGUCGCUGGUGGCGGUGGUGGUGGCGGGGGCGGAGCUGGCGCUACGGCCAACAUUAAGCAGAGCGUCAGUCGGAAUAGCAACAUACGCAGCAGCUCCUCCAACAGCACCAUGGCAUCGGCGAAUCAUCGGGGCGGUCAUCGCGGCAUCGCCGGCGCCGGCGCUGGCGCUGCCGAUGGCAAUCCGGCCGGUUUACAAUUCGGUUCCGCCUGGUUUCAGCGCAAAAUCAAUCUAAGGCCGCAGCAUCGCGGCGUCCAUUUGGUCACCGAGGAGAUACUUAGACAAAUGCCGGAACUGACGCAAUUCUCUGUGGGAUUAUGUCAUAUGCAAAUACUUCACACCUCGGCGAGUUUAGCGUUAAACGAGAGCUGGGAUCCAGACGUCAGAGACGAUAUGGAAAUGAUGUUGAAUAAAAUAGUUCCCGAAGGUUUGCCCUACAGGCAUUCGUGCGAAGGACCCGACGAUAUGCCCGCACACGUGAAGGCCUGCUUUUUGGGCAGCUCACUGACAAUCCCCAUUACCGAUGGCAAACUCUCGCUGGGCACCUGGCAGGGCGUUUGGCUGUGCGAGCAUCGCGAUCAGGCCGGCAGCCGGAAGCUGGUCAUCACGUUGACCGGCUGUCCGCGCGAACAGGCCGUACGCAGUCCGCUGUCACCCGUCUCGCCCAUUGCGAGCACCUCCAGUUAGGGGCGGCCUCGCUCCACCCGCGACAGCCGGUAAUCGCGGGGGAGCGACAAUAAUGGCAUCAUUUCGUCGAGGAAGUUGAUACUACAAAAGAAUUUAGCUAGAGCCACCGCACAGCAGCGAGCGGCGGCCGUAAUUGCCGCUGGUCGUGGUCUAAUUGGAGCAACUGCAUCCGUUGCGGCGCCGGCGCCACCAGGUGCCGUGUUGCCCAUCGAUACGAAAACGCAACGUUUGCUGUUGCGGCAGCGUUUGCAUUUAAAUUUAAAUUUAAAUGUUAACGAAACGCUGCAGGAUGGCGUUGAUAUUGAUGAUGUUGAUGAGGAUGUCUGCGACGAUGACGACGACGAUGAUGAUGAUGAUAAUGAUGAUGAUGAUGAUCAGGUGGAGGAUGACAGCGUCGCGGAUGUCGUCGAUGCUCAGGGCAGUGGGCAUCGCCGUGUUGGUGAUAAUUUACAAACCGUCACAACAGUGCCUCAAACCAAACAACAACAACAACUAAGACAUAAGAUCACCGCAACAACAACAACAACAACAACCAGCUCAUCAACAGCAUCCAAUAGCGCAUUAGCUAAAUUCAAUCGCAUACUCGACUCUGCUAAACUGGAGCCACAUCGCGCCUCCUCCGCGUUCAGCAGCGCCACGCUGCAGCAACGCCUCGCGCUGGCAUAUCCAGAGCUGCAACAACAACAGCAAGAACAACAACAGCAGCAACAACAACAACAACAGCAGGACGAGUUGCGGCAAAUCGACAACCUCCCACGUGGCAUUGCCGUCGUUAGCACUCCAUUAACCAUGCAAGCACUAGACACUAUAAAAACCAAGACGGCGGCAAUGUUGGAACAGCAGCAACAGCACAACGCUGCUGAUCAAACGAAACGAAAUGAUGUGCAUUAUUUGUUGAAACAGUUAAAUAGUUUUAGUGAUAUAGAAGAAAUAGAAAUUGUUGAUAUGAAGCAAAGAAAGCAGCAGCAGCCAAAGCAGCCGCAGCAGCAAAAGCAACGACAGCAGCAACAACCUCAGCAGCAGCAGCAGCAGCAGCAACAACAACAACCCCCACAACGCACAAGCAAAACUGGCGCUGCCUGCUCCAGCUCGUUGGAGCUAAUGCCCAUGUCCCGGUCCAUGCUGCCGCUAGCCUUGGGCUCGCCAUCGACACAGUCGCACAAGGGCAACUUUAUGGAGCAUGCCGGGCCGGGCGAGAGCAACAGCUCGACACGUCUGCAAUUCGAUGAUUAUUUAUUCGAAUCGUGCCACUAUUUGGAGACAAAUUAUUUUGCCGCUACCUAUCGCACUGCCAUGGUCGAGAGCUGCUCGCACGAGUUCCGGCCCUCGACCGCCACGCCGCCAACGAGCGUGCGCUCUGACAGCUUUGAGCUGCACGAACUGCAGCCGUCGAGCGUUAUAUGCAAGGCGGCGGCGCCACCAGCCAGGCUGGAUGCGGACUCACCGCCGCCGUAUCAGGCCGAGGUGCGCAUGACCAGCAGCGGCGUCCAGACUGAGCUGACCGUUGAAUCGCUCGCCCAGCUUAGCAGCAGCAGCAGCAGCGGCAGCGGUGCCAGUUUAGGCGGCACGCCUCAGAUGCCACCGCUUUUCAUAUGCUGCUACACGCCCAUCGAUCGUUGGCGUGCCAGGCGUUUGGGUGCGGCAGCUGCCGCUAAGCGAGCCAAUCCCGAGAAGCACGGGCAUCCCGUCUGACAGUGGAUCCGAAAGUAAAACCAAAAUAAAAACUGGCUCAAAAGCCAGCUGCGCUGAUUUCAUUUGCGAUAUCAACAAGAGAUUCCAUUUCGAAGACAGUCAAUACAAAAAAAAAACAACGCCUAAAUAUUCAUUUUCCAAACAACAAAAAACAAUAACAAAAACAUGUACAAUUUUUUAUACACACCCACACACAACCAUUCGCACAUUUUUGCAAUACACUACCAGAAAAGGAAAGAGUACAUUUUGAUAGACUUAAAUCUCAACAACAACAAAAAUCAUUUGGAAAUGUUGUAUAAAUAAUGAAAUGGAAAGGAAAUUUACAGCAGAUGUCAUAAUAAUUGAACGGCAAUUGAAUUGUUUCAAUCAAAUAAAAUACAAAA